CACAUAAUUUAAGAAAGUGUCAUUAAAAUGAAUCAAUGCUAAAUAAUGGAUAACGCCAACGUACGCAGUUUCUUCCGUGUUCUAGCUAAGCUUCUUUCAUUCAAGAGAGUUCUUUCAUGUUGUAGAGAACCUUUAAACAAUGUAUUAAAACACCGCGCACACCAAGUGUUUGUGAAAAUAGUUGUAAUGGCUGAUGACCAGCUCCAUAUAUUUUUCUUUCCAAUGAUGGCGCACGGCCACAUAAUUCCUACUUUGGACAUGGCUAAGCUGUUCGUUUCGCGUGGUGCAAAGGCAACUAUUAUCACCACUCCUCUGAACUUACCCAUCUUCAUCCAGUCGAUUGAAAAAAUCAAACAUUUGGGGCUAGAAAUUUAUGUCAAAGCCAUCAGAUUCCCAGCAGUGGAAGCUGGUUUGCCUGAAGGAUGUGAAAGAAUGGAUCAAUUGAAUUCUUAUGAUUUGGUCCCCAAAUUCUUCAAGGCCACCACCAUGCUUCAAGAACAACUAGAGCUACUACUCCAUGAAUGUCAACCCAACGCUCUCGUUGCUGACAUGUUCUUCCCCUGGGCUACAGAAUCUGCUGCCAAAUUUCAUAUCCCAAGAUUGGUAUUUCAUGGGAUGGGCUUCUUUGCGCUUUGUGCUUCGGAGAACCUUAGGCACUACAAGCCUCAGAAGAAUGUGUGUUCAGAUACUGAACCUUUCGUUCUCCCGAAUCUUCCUCACAAGGUAAAGCUCACAAGGAUGAAAUUAGCUCCGUAUGAUCGAGAAGAAACAGAAAUGACUAAGUUUAUUGAACAAGUGAAGGAAUCCGAGUCAACAAGUUUUGGGGUCAUUGUUAAUAGCUUCUAUGAGCUUGAACCAGAUUAUGCUGAUUAUUACAGAAAGGUUUUGGGUAAAAGAGCAUGGCACAUUGGACCCAUUUUGCUCUGCAACAGAAAAAACGAAGAAAAAUUCCAUAAAAGCGUCGACCACAAACAACAUGAGUGCUUGCAAUGGCUGGACACGAAGAAACAAAAUUCAGUAAUCUAUGUUUGUUUCGGGAGCAUGUCUAACUUUACUGAUUCCCAAAUUGAAGAAAUUGCAUUAGGCCUUGAAGCUUCAGAGCAAGAAUUCAUAUGGGUAGUUAGGAAAGGCAAGAUUCCAGAAGGAUUCGAAGAACGAACAAAAGAAAAAGGAUUAAUCAUAAGAGGGUGGGCACCCCAAGUGCUGAUUCUUGAUCACAAGGCUAUAGGAGCUUUUGUGACUCACUGUGGAUGGAAUUCAACGCUUGAAAGCGUAUCAGCAGGGGUUCCAUUGGUGACUUGGCCUAUGUUUGCAGAGCAAUUCUUCAAUGAGCAAUUGAUAACUAAAGUACUAAAAAUUGGAGUAGCAGUUGGGGCAGAGGAAUGGAGCAUAGUGGUGGAUAAUGUGAAAAGUGAAGCAAUUACAAAGGCAGUGAAGCGUGUAAUGGUUGGGGAAGAAUCAAAGGAAAUGAGGAGGAGAGCAAAAGAAGUCAAGAAAAUGGCGAACAAGGCUGUUGAAGAAGGUGGAUCAUCUUACAGUGAUUUGAAUGCACUGUUUCAAGAACUAAGAACCAUUAAUUUGCACAUGUAAAAUGGUUUUAUGAAUGGUUUAAUUUGCAUAUUUGGUUUGUGUUCGAAGAUAUCGAAUGAGCUUUUGGUAUCAAAACCAUGUAAUACCGAAAAUUUGUUAUAUGUGGUGCGAGGUCAAUUGAGCGAACUAACUUUGAACCACA
This is a messenger RNA of Solanum tuberosum (potato), 1732 nucleotides long. Its product is annotated as scopoletin glucosyltransferase-like. NCBI's taxonomy places the organism in Eukaryota, Viridiplantae, Streptophyta, Magnoliopsida, Solanales, Solanaceae. The record is from RefSeq and is a predicted model, not a curated record. Gene Ontology annotation, molecular function: UDP-glucosyltransferase activity. Bases 46 to 1590 code for a protein of 514 amino acids. The transcript is spliced from 2 exons.